AGUUCGUAAGCAACGCUUGACAGUUGUUUUAGUGUAAAGCGUGUUGCCUACGAUUUGAACUACGCGCUCCUGAAAGCUGGCCUGAAAGAUCAUCGUAGCCAAUAACUGAAAAGGACUAAGGAAGGGUAACUUGCGUUGUGCCCACUGACAUACUUUCAUCAAAAAAUCCCGAUAAUAGCACCAAUCUAAACAAAAAUCAAAUAACCUGAAUAAAAUUAAGUGUUUUAAAAUAAUUUAGUGAACAGUCAACCAUAAAAUCGCCAUAAAAAAAUAAAACGUAUCAGAGCGGCGUCAGAACGAAAAAUAAGUCAGUUUAGAGGAAGUACCCAAGCAAGCCGUGACUGCCUCACGUGCUGACUUUUCCUCGACAGAUUCACCAAGCCUACUGCGAUAAAAUGUUCACCCUGUGGUACUCUGUACUGUCAUGGAAAGAAUACAGAGAAGUGAUCCUGGCGAAACUAUCGCAAAAGCUGCACCCCGCCAGCGCCCCCGAGCCUAAGCCGAUGCCACCCCCUCCUCCCCCUCCCCCGAAGGCAGAGCCGCCAAAGCCGCCGCAGCCGACUCCCACGCCCCCACAGUCGCUUCCCAAGCCGAUUCCACCGCCGCCCCCCAAAGCCCCACAGCCCCCCAAACUAGACCCCCCGGCCAAGCCCCCCCGGUCCCCCUCACCGCACCCUCUGCGGGCUGAGGCCUUCGAGGACAUCGAGUACGAGGAGGAGGAAGAGGAGAGCGAGGAGGACGAGGAUUCGGUGACAGUCCCCGGAAAGUCGGCCCCCUCGGUUAACGAUUUUAUAAAUGUCGAAAUCGACCAGCAGAGGCGCAAUUUUGGCCCCCAAAGGUACACCGAGCAAGUACUAAAAAAGCAAAGUGACUAACAGCUGUCUAAUUUUCGACCGUCUAGUUGUCUACUAAUAAAAUUUAUCGAAUGAAA
Molecule: messenger RNA, 931 nt
Organism: Zophobas morio
Lineage: Eukaryota; Metazoa; Arthropoda; Insecta; Coleoptera; Tenebrionidae
Product: acrosin-like
Exons: 3
Coding region: 396-875 (159 amino acids)
Source: RefSeq, a predicted model, not a curated record